GAGCAGCACAGGAGCAGAGAGUCAGAGAGAGAGCUGUGCGGCUUAUUCCAUCUGAGGAGCAGGGUGAGCAGCACAGGAGCAGAGAGAGAGAGCUGUGCGGCUUAUUCCAUCUGAGGAACAGGGUGAGCAGCACAGGAGCAGAGAGCCAGAGAGAGAGAGCUGUGCGGCUUAUUCCAUCUGAGGAGCAGGGUGAGCAGCGCUGGGUCCGUCCCGCAGUGGCCCCUGAGCAGCGCGGAGUGACGGGCAGAAGUCGCUGUUCCCGGCUGUGUGGGCGUGUGUGGGGGCGGGGGUCUGUAUAUAGUAUAUGGAGUCAGCCCAUUCAGCUUGUUCUGCCUUCUCAGCAUGACUGACCAGCUGAAAGAGGAGACCUGUGCGCUGCUGGGGGAAUAUCUCCAACACUGUGCCAGCCCCCAGGAUGAGAAGGCACUCAGCCCUGCGGUACAGACCCUGCACAGGGUGGUGCAGGAGCUACUGGAGCCUAAUCGCUCGCCUAUUGAAAGUCGCUGCGACCAGAUCACUGCAGAACCUGGGACCAUUCUACGGACUGUAGCAGAACAGUUGCCUUUAGAUGGAGGACUUAACUGCGGCCGAGCGGUGGCCCUGAUUGGGUUUGCCGGGUUUCUGACACAACAGAGAGGGGAGCGCAAGGCUGGGACCCCCAAGGAGCUGGCCGAGGUGCUGACCCACUUCCUGGCAGUGGAGCACAAGGACUGGCUGCAAGAUAUCGGAGGCUGGGAUGGUUUCUGCAAAUACUUUGAUAAAAAGAGGACUCCGCAGGCACAGGAGAGCAGUACCAUCUCCAAUGCUUUAAUGGCAGCAGCUGGCUUUGGCCUUGCCGGAUUAGCCUUCAUCAUGGCUGUACGAUGAAGCCGAACUAAUGACAAAAUGAACUUUACUAUGGGACUUUUAUCCAUGAGCAGCUGUAAAUGACAGACACAUCAAGUGGAAAGUUGCUUUAGAACACUGCCAAAUUUCUUGUAAUAAUGACAAUGUGUUCUUUUAUUAAACAAAAACAGAAUUCAUGGUUCUAAAAAGAAACAAUGAACUGCUUUUCUAGUUUAAUAUCAAACACAACAGACAGAUGAGUUUCCUUGAUCUGCUUCUGAAAGAGGUACAUCUGUAGGUGGCUCAUAAAUGGCCUCCAGUAGGCUUUUAAGGACAAAGCUGAUCAAACUUGGUUUAGUGUCAAAAAGUUAUUUGAAGGGUAUUUGCCUCAAUGAAGGAAACAGAUGAAGUUUGCUCAAAACCAGUUGCAUCCUCCCAUCACUGAUAUCAUGCUCAGCUGAUAUAAAUGCCAGGUUUUGGCAGAGAGCAUGUUGGUUUGGAGAGGAAGAGGAGGAGCAUAUGAAAGUUAACAUGAUUGAGUGCUUUCUAACAAUGAACACCAACAGCUGGAGAGAUUAUUGUUAUUGAGUUAUUUAAUAUCCUAAAUUAUUUAUUCUUGUCCUGAUUUUUUCAUAGCCAAUAGGAAAUGGAAAAUAUGUACAAUUCUAACAUACAUAGCCUUUUCCAUUGGGACACAAUACAAGUGCAUUCAAUAAUAAAAGGCCAGCUCUUUCUUUUAAAUCUUACUCUGUCUAAAAGUUAGACAUAAAUCAAUGUGUUCGCCCUUUAAUUCAGUCCUCUGUUUUAGUUUGCUCCUAAGCAUGAUUUUGUGGGAAUAACAGAAGGAACAUUUGCAUCUCAACCUCAUUUUAUUUGAUUUUUUUCAUUGAAGUAUUUCCAGUGUCUGUAUCACUUAUCCUACCAACAAGGCACUGCUGUUGCACAUUCACUACCCUUUUCCUUUGCAGUCAUUAUAGAAAUGCCCAUGUGCUGGGUAUCUAAGCAGACUCUGACUUAAAUGUGAACAAGUGGAUGUUUUUGAGAAAUGUUACCACUGUUCACUUGUAUUCAAAAUGAUUAUAUAAGUACACUAUGCAUUGACAAAAAAGUAUUUAUACGUAGCGGCACACCAUAGAGGUCUGGCAUUUCUAUUGGUAAGCAUUUGAAAUAUUUAGUUUUUUUUUCUCAAAUGAAGUAAUAUAUUUACAAUGUUUUGCUUUUUUUGUUUGAUUUAAAAUAUAUAUCUGGUCAUAAAUUGUC
This is a messenger RNA of Xenopus tropicalis (tropical clawed frog), 2085 nucleotides long. It is a transcript of the gene bcl2l10, whose product is annotated as BCL2 like 10. Bases 343 to 867 code for a protein of 174 amino acids. The transcript is spliced from 3 exons. The record is from RefSeq and is a predicted model, not a curated record. Gene Ontology annotation, cellular component: endomembrane system. Gene Ontology annotation, biological process: regulation of apoptotic process. NCBI's taxonomy places the organism in Eukaryota, Metazoa, Chordata, Amphibia, Anura, Pipidae.